Diaporthe batatas is the source of this 1683-nucleotide messenger RNA. RefSeq lists its product as uncharacterized. The transcript has 2 exons. Bases 1 to 1683 code for a protein of 560 amino acids. NCBI's taxonomy places the organism in Eukaryota, Fungi, Ascomycota, Sordariomycetes, Diaporthales, Diaporthaceae. Gene Ontology annotation, biological process: carbohydrate metabolic process. The record is from RefSeq and is a predicted model, not a curated record.
AUGUCCACCUCAGCAAACGAUCAGCUCAGAAAGCAAACAUUCCGACCGGGCCAAUGGCCUCGCAAGACUGUCGACAUCGGAGCCAACGGUUUCACAGUAUCUGCGAAUCCAUUGGGCCAAAUCUACCAGAUUAGCGCGCCCCUGGAUGCUCGGAGCAAGUAUGGGAUCAUGGUAGCAGCCCCGUGGGCUCAAUUCAACCAUCGUGAAAGGGAAAACCGCGAAUAUGUUCGGGAGUUUCGCAAGAACCCCGAGAAACUGCUUAUUGAGCAGCGUAACGGACUUGGUCUAGCCUUUGGUGGGGUCCAGGGCCCAGUAGUGAUGAGACACGUCGGGAACAGUAUGGGCAGCCACGCGCAAUUCGAGUACGACGGCGGUUCGUUAUUUGUGCAGACAGUCUUGAAAGUCCACGAUGAUGGGAGUAUAACCCAUGCGAGCAAGGUCACAAACAUGGACAACAUCGAGCGACAAGUUCCGGUGGCGCUUGACUUGGAAUUUGCUAUGAGGCUCCUGAUGAAGCUGGAUGGACAAAGAUUGGCAGAACUACUGCCGAACAACGAUGAAUUGGCAGGCCAAUAUGAAACGAAAAUCCACCAAGCGCUGACAAACCAUCUUACCUGGCUUUUCAAGAUAGCCACUACGAGCAUCGAGAUCAAAGGAAAGGUGCGUCACUUUUGGCGACGCUCGUAUCUGGUCAAUGGCCUACCCAAAGAUGCAGAAGUAUAUCAGCUAGAUACGCAGUGUUAUCCAUUCCUGGAACUGUGCGAAUACUUCGAACGCUAUCAGAGCAGGCCUGGAACCACAGACGUUGUCAAGUCCAUCCUGACGAGCAACCCUUUCAAGAACAUCCUUCAGGACGUCUUGUCUCGACAAGACACCCCGAAAGGUCAUGACAGCGAGACAGAUCCUGACACGAAGACAAAUCUUUUCGCUACAGAAGAGACCUCAGCCGAUGAUGAUUCCGAGGAAUAUCCAUUCCUUCUCUCAAGCAACAUCUUGCUCUGGUACACACUUCGCAAGCUUGAUUGCCUUCUCUCGCGUCCCGAAUUCCCAGAUUCAGAGGCCCCUGACCUGGUGCUCCUUCAGGCUCAACUGGAGCCAGUCACAGUGGUGAUCAGAGAGAAUAUCCUGAAGCACUUUAUCAGUCAAAUAAAUGGAAAAGCCGUGUUCGCGUAUGGACUUGACCCUUCCAGAGGCCUGAACGAUCCAGAGCGGCUUCGCUACUACCACGACAGCAACGACCUGCCGACAUUGUACGCCCGAGACUGGGGCUUCCUGAAGAGCGACGGAGGCGACAGAGGUCAAGAGCAAUAUCUGAGGAAAUUAUGGGAGUGUACCAUGUUGUGGGCCUUUACGCCAAAUCCAGAUCCCGAGUCAGUGAACAGGGCUUACGCGGGAACUGGGACUGAGCCGUUCCACGGUCUUGGAAGCGACCACACCCCUGGCCCGUGGACUCUUGGGUUCUUUCAGGAGUGGAAGUUUGCGCAGAUGGUCAGGGAUAGAGUGAGAGAAGACAAGGCGUGGAGGCAGAUUCAGGGCUCGGCCCAGUUUGAUGGAACGUUCUCCGAGGCCGUGGAUAUCGAGACGGGAUUGUGCACCUCCAAGACCUGGUUCAGCUGGCCUGGUGCGAUGAUCGCGGAGAACCUUAUCGGCACCGUCAUCGGCCAGGUUCAGGGGUCGCCCUGA